Molecule: messenger RNA, 792 nt
Organism: Solanum stenotomum
Lineage: Eukaryota; Viridiplantae; Streptophyta; Magnoliopsida; Solanales; Solanaceae
Product: LEAF RUST 10 DISEASE-RESISTANCE LOCUS RECEPTOR-LIKE PROTEIN KINASE-like 2.5
Exons: 1
Coding region: 1-792 (263 amino acids)
Molecular function (GO): polysaccharide binding
Source: RefSeq, a predicted model, not a curated record
AUGAUCAAAGCUUACUUCUUUCACUCCAUAAUCACUAUCCUAUGCUUCGUGAUCACGUCCUCGCCAUCCUAUGGCCAAGAGGAUAAACAGUAUUCCACUUGUAAUAGCUCCUACACCUGUGGGAAUAUUCAAAAUAUCAGCUUCCCUUUCUGGGGUGGUGAUCGACCUCAAGAAUGUGGUCUUCCACAAUUCGAGCUUUCAUGUGAAGCCAAUCAGGAUCCCCUUAUACAUAUCGAUGGUCAUAAUUUCCGCGUACUUGACAUAAAUGGAGACUAUCAAACCAUGAGAAUUGCACGAAAUGAUCUUGAGGAUGACAUUUGUCCUGAUAGAUUCGGUAACACUAGCUUAAAUGAUGCCCCUUUCCGCUAUGGUCCUAACUAUAUGGUGCUCAUCCUGUUCUAUGCUUGUCCUUUCGAUAUACCUUCUGAAUGGAAAAAUUUCACCUUUAGCUGCAAUAAAACUGGAGAUUCCAGUCAUGGUUUCUAUCCAGAUCAGUCAUUUAUAUCAUUCUGGGGACCAAAGUAUGGGAGUUGUGAGCGUAAUGUCAUAGUUCCUGUGUUGUUAACGGCAUUUAAGUGGUUCCAAGACCAAGGAAGUACGAAAAUAUUGGAGCUAUUGAAGCAAGGUUUUGAUGUGGUUUACAACAAAAGUGUAUUAUGUAUGGCUUGUGAGAGGUCAGGGGGAUUAUGUUGGUCAGAGACAGAUUUUGCGGAGUCAUCUUGCCUUUGUCAGGAUCGAACUUAUUCUUACAACUGCGGUUAUACAUUACUGGCUCAAGGUGUGUUUAAUUAA